AUGCCUUGCACUCGUUGUUUCCGUGCAAAGGUCCUGUGUCGUUUUGGCGAGAAGUCUAUACGCUAUAGGACUUGCAUCGAGGCGAAGAAACCUUGUGACGGCGUCCUCGUGGCGUCUACUUUUAGAAGUUGA
Colletotrichum truncatum is the source of this 132-nucleotide messenger RNA. The record is from RefSeq and is a predicted model, not a curated record. Lineage: Eukaryota; Fungi; Ascomycota; Sordariomycetes; Glomerellales; Glomerellaceae.